Molecule: messenger RNA, 633 nt
Organism: Iphiclides podalirius (scarce swallowtail)
Lineage: Eukaryota; Metazoa; Arthropoda; Insecta; Lepidoptera; Papilionidae
Source: the annotation of a GenBank genome assembly
AUGCCCGAUCUCAAGUCAGCGCUCAAGCGGGAGGGGAGAACGCCCGUCGACGAGACAUAUUCGCGAGACGCCGAUAUUUCAGAGGCGAACGUGUCCGCCCCUCCACCGUAUGACAGUGACCCAAAUGGGGCGCCGGCGCAUGUGUGGUUAAGCCGGCGCGGCACAGUGCUCGGUCGACUGGUGCCGCGACCCCGCCAAGGUAAGAGGACGAACACGCGCGUGCGGCAAGUGAAAGCGAAAAAAAAAGUAGUCAUUUAUCGCGCCGGCAGCGUUCCGAUGCGCGUUGCUAAGCGAAAUGCGGCGGCCGCGGACGGCGCGAUGAGUCAGCCGCGUCUCGAAUUUUCCUUUUGUGCAAAUGGUCGUGUUGUCGGGACACCGUGUCGCUGGUCGCAGUGCCGCCCGGUAACAAGUGACCGGCCAGUCUCCAGCCGCCGCGCCGCCGGCUCUCGGCCGCACCGGGCUAACGGAAUCGGAUUCCUAGCGGCCAAAAUUCCGGCGCGGACGUUCACGCCACAACCGACUGAAAUAAAACGCUCGUUUAACGCAAAUAGCGCAGGCAUUGUCGCCGCAUCGACAGGCCGCCGGGCAUUUCCGUUCCGCACUUUAUCUAUCACAGUCGCCGGCGGCGGCAGU